UCAAGAUGGAAAAGUUUCUCCAUUUCUUGUUGCCGCUGUUUAGCAUCGCUGUUUGCAAUGGUGAUCCUCGACGAGUUGGUCGGUAUCAACCUCCGAAGCCAAGGUUUGAGGUGUUUGAUCCUCAAGGAUUGAUCGUGUGGAUUAACGCCGACCCUGGGAUAAGCUCGUUCACCUUUCACGGAAAGCUAAAUCAACAGUUUUCCCAGUCCUACGAUGUGGGCCGCUGGGCACAAACGAUUACAAAGGUGAAAAAUGGCCGAUAUUUGCUCAUUGAUCGCGAAGCGAAACUGGUGCCUGGUGAUACAAUUUACUAUCGAACGAUCAUUGUGCGUAAUGGACAAACGUAUCGCACAAGUUCCGGAACAUUCACAGUGCGGGAGUUACGACCAGCCUCAACUACCCCUGCGCCAGCCACCGGACUGACCUUUCGUUCCGGAGCCGACGACGACGAUGAUGAUGAUGACGAUUAUGGUCCUUUCGUCCAAGGAAGAAACGAUCGGCGAACUAAAGAAGUACGAUCAACAGCAACCCAAACCGAAGUCGAUAAUGGCAUGGAUGGGAACUGUUCGCCGGGAAUUACGACUGUGAAUGGCCGUGCCGUAUGUUCAGGACAGUUGCUUUUCGAGGACCAGUUCAAUGGACGUGCGCUGGAUCAACGAAAAUGGCGGCUGGAGAACCGCUUUGCUUCCGAGCCAGAUAAUGAGUUUGUAGUGUAUGCUGAUUUUAAGGAAAAUUCGUAUUUGAAAAGCGGAAAUCUGGCCAUCAGGCCAACGCUCUUUGAAGACAAAUUCGGUCCUGGGUCAACGAACAAUCAGUUCCGCUUUGCAGACGAGUGUACCGGCGAUCGAAGCUCGCGUGAUUGUAUACGAGACACGAAAAUUGAUUUCGACAUGAUACCACCGAUACUUACCGCGCAAGUGUCCACCAUCAAUAGCUUCCGUUUCACGUAUGGAAAGGUGGUAAUCAGGGCGAAGCUGCCACAAGGGAAUUGGAUUUUUCCACAGCUCUACCUCGUUCCAUCGACGGAUUACUACGGACGGGAUCGAUACGCCUCGGGGUUAAUGCGUUUAGCGUUCGUGCCCGGUGGGCCUCGACUCACGAAUCAGCUUUCUGGAGGAUUGCUAAUAAGUGAUACCGAACCGUUGCGCUGCGCAAAGAUGUGCACCCUGACCCGGGACAAUCACUGGAACGCAGACUAUCACGAAUACGGUUUAAGGUGGACACCGGAAGGAGUGUGGAUGGAAGUGGAUGGUGAAGUGUACUGUUUCAUAGACCCGGGUGAAGGCUUCUACCGGAACAUCGAGUCGCAGCGUUCGCAAACCGCAAGGCUGUGGCGCUUAAGCGGCAACCGAAUGGCCCCGUUCGAUAAGGAUUUCCAUGUGGUGUUGGGUGUCGGCGUGGGUGGACACUACGAUUUCCACCAGUUCGGGGAGAAUAAACCCUGGAAGGAUCUGGGGGUGAAGGCGAUGUUUACGUUCUGGAAAGCGAAAGAUCGAUGGCAACCUACUUGGAGAACGAAUAACACCUUAAUGGUGGAUUACGUGCGAGUGUACGGCGUGUAAAGGCCCCCGCGAAUAUUCAAAUAUUCCUGCGAACGUAACGGCCACCGUCGAGAGCGAACGGGAUAUGCGGUCCACGUUGCUGGCAACCCGGCGCGCUUGCGCAAAACGCAAACAAAAACAAAAACCUGCGGCUGUCAAAUCAAUUGUAGAAAAAUAAAAUCUUGAUUUUUUGGU
Messenger RNA from Anopheles aquasalis, 1736 nucleotides. Its product is annotated as beta-1,3-glucan-binding protein-like. Lineage: Eukaryota; Metazoa; Arthropoda; Insecta; Diptera; Culicidae. The record is from RefSeq and is a predicted model, not a curated record. Gene Ontology annotation, biological process: carbohydrate metabolic process. Gene Ontology annotation, molecular function: carbohydrate binding; hydrolase activity, hydrolyzing O-glycosyl compounds.